AUGGAAACUAUCAAUCACACCAACGGCAACGCCAACGGUAACCACGUUCAUAACGCUACCAACGGGCACGGGCACGACGACCAGCCCAAAUCCAAGUCCCUCAAAGCUCGCCUUCAUGCUGGGGAAUGCCUUUAUGGCAUGUCCUUCCUGAGCUUCUCGCCCACGAUGGCUGAGAUAGCCGGGUGGGCCGGCUAUGACUUCAUCAUAAUCGACCUGGAGCACGGCUUCGGCGGCAUUUCGGAAGCCCUCCGCUGCAUCCAUGCCCUGACUUCCGCCAACACUCCCGUUAUUGUUCGCGUGCCGGAGGUUAACCACGUGUGGGUCAAGAAGGUUCUUGACCUGGGCCCUCAUGGCCUCAUCUUCCCUCUUAUCGACGGCCCAGAGACCGCCAAGAGAGCCGUGUCCUACUGCCGCUACCCGCCGGACGGAGUGCGGGGCGUGGCAACUCCUAUUGUGAGGGCGUCGAGGUUCGGAAUGGACCUCGAUUACGCGAGGGAGUACUCGAAGGACUUGCUGAUACUGUGCCAGGUGGAGACAGAGGAGGCGGUGGACAACGUGGAGGGGAUCGCCGGAGUGGAAGGAGUGGACGGCAUAAUGGUGGGGCCACUGGACCUGAGUGCGAGUGUGGGGUGCCUCUCUGACCCGAGAAAUGAGAAGGUGAGGAGGAUGAUGAGGAAGAUAGAGAGCACGGUUUUGGGGGCGAAGAGGAAGGAGGGCGGGGGACCUUACUUGGCCGGCAUGGCCUUGCCCUUCGACGGCCCCGACCAGUUCAAGAAGCGUGGCUAUCAGCUGAUUCGAGGGGCCACGGAUGUUGGGCUGUUCAAGAACGUAUGCGUGGAGGAUGUCAAAAGGUUCAAUCUCAACAGGUUGAAGACCGUUCAGGCAAAUGAUGCAAAUGCUCAAUAA
Messenger RNA from Prosopis cineraria, 906 nucleotides. RefSeq lists its product as uncharacterized. The record is from RefSeq and is a predicted model, not a curated record. Gene Ontology annotation, molecular function: aldehyde-lyase activity. The transcript has a single exon. The coding region runs from base 1 to 906 and encodes 301 amino acids. Gene Ontology annotation, cellular component: cytoplasm. NCBI's taxonomy places the organism in Eukaryota, Viridiplantae, Streptophyta, Magnoliopsida, Fabales, Fabaceae.